Molecule: messenger RNA, 1081 nt
Organism: Castor canadensis (American beaver)
Lineage: Eukaryota; Metazoa; Chordata; Mammalia; Rodentia; Castoridae
Product: glutathione S-transferase omega-1-like
Biological process (GO): glutathione metabolic process; L-ascorbic acid metabolic process
Cellular component (GO): cytoplasm
Molecular function (GO): glutathione dehydrogenase (ascorbate) activity; glutathione transferase activity
Source: RefSeq, a predicted model, not a curated record
GGAAGGCCAGGCCACCUCCUUCCUCAAUCUGCUGCACACCCUAGAGCUGGGGACUCGAGGGCCGGGGCUGCAACUGCGCAGUGAUGUCGGGGGUCUCAGCCCGGAGCCUGGCGAAGGGUAGCGCGCCCCCGGGGCCGGUCCCGGAGGGCAAGAUCCGCGUCUACAGCAUGAGGUUCUGUCCAUACGCACGGAGGACCCUGCUGGUCCUGAAGGCCAAGGGAAUCGGGCAUGAAAUCAUCAAUAUCAACCUAAAAAAUAAGCCUGACUGGUUCUUUAAGAAGAAUCCUCUUGGUCUGGUGCCAGUUCUGGAAAACAGUCAGGGUCAAUUGAUCUAUGAAUCUGUCAUCACCUGUGAGUACCUGGAUGAGGUGUAUCCCGGGAAGAAGCUGUGGCCAGAUGACCCUUACGAGAAAGCUUGCCAAAAGAUUCUCUUGGAGUCAUUCUCUAAGGUGUCAUCUCUGAUGGUAAACUUUGUAAGAAAGUUUAAUGAUAGUACACAAAAUAAAGAAGAGUGUGCUGGCAUAAAAGAAGAAUUGCGGAAGGAAUUCAGCAAGUUAGAGGAGGUUCUGACUAAUAAGAAGACAACCUUCUUUGGUGGAAAUUCUGUCUCUAUGAUUGAUUACCUCAUCUGGCCCUGGUUUGAACAGCUGGAACCAUGGGAGCUAACUGAGUGUGUCUCCCACACUCCAAAACUUAAGCAGUGGAUGACAGCCAUGAGGGAAGAUCCCGCAGUGUCAGCCUUCUUCCUUGAUGCAAAGAACUAUCAAGGUUUCCUCCGUCUUUACUUUCAAAACAACCAUGAGGCCUAUGACUAUGGACUCUGAAGGGAACAAGAGUCAGCAGUGAAGCUAUGUCUGAUAUUUUACUUCACUGAUAUGACCAACAACAUGCUUUCAUUUUACCAAAUACUCUUACAAUCUCAUUGGCUCAUCUCUGAUUUGCCAUCAUGGCCUAAUAACGUCUCAAGGCCCUCCUACAGCAAUGUGAACACAUUCCCACCUUACAAUACUCAAAACAUAACUCUGAUGGUUCUACUACAGUCUUUGCUGAAAACACCCAAACUAUCAUCUCUUGUGAAACU